UGUCGGAACUAAACAGUGUGACACCACACGGAUGUAAACAACGCGCUAGCAGCGUUAGCUUCAUCCAGGCGUUGAAAACAGCUGAUACAGUUAUCUAUUUAUUUAAUUUAUAAUUAAGCAACGAUGUCUUCGGUUGAGUAUUUGAGAGAGUUUGUCAGCGAGCGACUGACUGCUGCCGCUGAGGAAAUAUUCAAAGUUUUUAUAAAAACUAUCGUCGAGUACGAAGAAGAGAUCGACCGUCAGCGGAAACUGCUGCAAGCCGCCUGGAGACCUGAAGUGAAGCUACACCGGAUAGCUGAAGAGCCUUCACUGACCUGCAGCACAGUGGAGCAUGCAGGUGAACGUGAUGCCCCAGGACCCUCAACACCAGAAGAGACUAACUUCAACCUGAGCACAGAGGUCCCAGGACCGUCUCAGACCUGCACAGACGCGGAGGAUAACACCUGGACCUACUGCUUAGGUGAAACUGACUUCAGGAUGUCAGAGAUAAAAGAAGAGCAGGACAGUCAAACGCAGGAGAUCGUGAAGAGCGAGCAGGAUCAGCCGGAGACGCACGUGUCUUAUGAGAUGCAGCCUGUUUCUUCAGCCCAGAGCGAGGACGACGAUGGCGAUGAUGAUGAGGAGCUGAAGGAAAGCAAAGGAGAGCAGACUGAAAUGAUGCAACAGAAAGGAAAGAUAUUGCAAGGACAAAGCGGCAGCGUCGAUAAGGAGCGCCAUGACAAACACGAAAAGGGACGCAGUUUUUUGCAAAUAGAUUGCCCUGCGUGUGGGAUGGUAUGCCAGUCUCCAGAGGAGCUGGUAACUCAUUUAAAAGACGGCCACAACCAAACACAUCAUUGUAACAUCUGCGGUAAAACCUUUGCCAAUAUUCGUUGCCUCCGGCUGCACAAGAGAAUUCACACGGGCGUCAGAGAGUUCAAGUGCCAAGAAUGCGAUAAAACAUUUUAUAGAAAAGCGAAUCUGACCGUGCAUAUGAGGACCCAUUCAGGGGAGAAGCCGUAUCACUGUGAUGUUUGCGGCAAAGCAUUCAGUCAGAGCCAAAACCUUACCAUCCAUAAAAGAAGUCAUUCAGGGGAGAAGCCGUAUCAUUGCGGCCUGUGCGGCAAACUUUUCAACACGAGCAGUCACCUGAAAACACACAUGAGAUUCCAUUCAGGAGAGAAACCGUACCCGUGCGACAUCUGCGGGAAAAGCUUUCGCUACAGUGGAGAUUUGGUUAGACAUAAGACGACGCACGCGGCAGCUCCGUCACCAGGACAGGAACUCCAGUUUGGAUCAAGAGGCCCGAGAGCCUCCACAGAUUUAAGAGGAGCAGGAGGAACUCUGCACCAGCAGGGAGAGCAACUCUUUCAUGUACCACAGUGAGCCGAGAGAGCAGCAGCUC
Molecule: messenger RNA, 1384 nt
Organism: Larimichthys crocea (large yellow croaker)
Lineage: Eukaryota; Metazoa; Chordata; Actinopteri; Sciaenidae
Product: zinc finger protein 32
Exons: 2
Coding region: 124-1365 (413 amino acids)
Biological process (GO): regulation of transcription by RNA polymerase II
Molecular function (GO): RNA polymerase II cis-regulatory region sequence-specific DNA binding; DNA-binding transcription factor activity
Source: RefSeq, a predicted model, not a curated record